AUUGGCUAUGAUAGAAAUUAGAGCGCGUACUUGAGCGGGGAUCUUUCGGACCUUCUCAAACUUGUCCCUCGAUCUUUUAUUUAUUUUACCAAAGUUCUGAAUACGUUCUAAUGGAUUACAUCACCCUAAAUCCAAAGAGCUCGAUUUCAAAUGCUGUCAUAUCACCCGCUAACAUAGAGGCACCCGAGAAUCCAACCCUUUUCCCUGGCCUGCCACUAUCAGAUAAUGAAUCUAACGCCGUUAACAUCGGGGAAGGACUGUUUGGAAACUACACUUAGUACUUAGUCAUUAUGACGGAACCUGUGUCGAUGCCUUUACCCUCGUCUGAUCCAGAGCUAGAUGUUGCUUUCGGAUCCGGGAAAGCCGAACGCGACGAGUUGCGACAAGCGGGAAACGGCGAAGAGGCAGCAGAUAUCUCGUCAAGACGACUGGAAACAAGUUCGAUAAAAUUACCUCAGAAACGUGGCAUUGAUGAUCCGGAUUUUGGUAGGGACCGCCGCCGCCGUUUCACAAGACACCGAGAUUCGCAAAGUCCGGCUAGGAGAUUUGCCUGUCCGUUCUUAAAAGCUGAUGUAGUGCGUUAUAAAGAGUGUUCGGAUCGCAGGUUAAACCGGAUUGUCGACGUAAGACAGCAUAUUAGGAGGGCACAUAUGCAACCAAUACACUGUCCUAUAUGUGGGAUAGUCUUUAAGGAGGAGACGUCUUUAAAUGGUCAUUUAGUAGACAGGAUGUGCAGCAAAAGGGACUUUAAUAUCGAAGGCGUGCCGCCCGCGGACUUUUUGCGAUUGACCAUACCGUAUGGGAAAAUGUGGUCGGAUGAAGACAAGUGGUACCACAUCUGGGACGUUGUACUUCCUGGCCUCGAUCGUCCCCCAUCGCCGUAUUUCGAUAUCACAACUAAUCCGAAUUAUAAUCCUCUAAUGCUGAAUGCAUACAAGGAGUGCAUAGCUGCCUCGCUUCCCACAUUGAUUACCGAGAGACUAUCUUCUAGCACGCUUGCUUCACGAGAUUUACGGGGCGCCGAUGUCUAUGAAGACAUACAACGGGCGGUCAAUGAUAGUCUUCACGAGAGCCUGAACGAGUUCCUGACGAAAUUUGGUUCGGGCGAUUUCCCUAAUUCUUCAACCACUUCAAUCCAUGCGCUUGGUACCUUUGGCGAUAACCCGAACGGGGACAAUGAGGGACUAUUAGACUACGACGAUAUGCAGGCAUUGCCUCAAACUACUGGAGAAUCGUCAGAGCCGAUGAGCGUUAUGGCAACAAAAUAUCAUAAUGCAUCACCACAAAUUACCCCGAACCUCGAGUCUCCUAUCAAGCAGCCUUCAGCUGCCGAAGUUUCGAGUCGCGGAGAUGAACCAUCUAGUGUUAAUAGAGAACGAGGUCGAUCGACGAACGACGCAUGGGAGGGGCAUAGGAGUUUAAUCGAACGACUCUAUAUAGACGAAAAUAAAACCCUAAGCGAAGUUAUGGGGAUAAUGGAAAGCGAACAUGACUUCAAAGCUUCAGUAAAAAUGUAUAAAACACGACUCGCAAGGUGGCGAUUAACUAAAAAUAUUACGGCUCGCCCUCGGGUCAUCCAAAAUCUGCGACAAAACCAUAAUCAAUAGAAAUAUACUUAGUAAAAGUAAUGAAGUGUAGCUUCUGGAGAUUAUCUUGUUCGUAUCGCACACCAACUCGGAUGGGCUUUGGAUAUUACUUAAUUCAGAUAAUCGAACAUCUAUAUUUAAGGCCAAUUAUGGAGAGGCGCUAACCAUUUAACGUAUCAGCUUGCCGUAGUUCCUGCCUAAGGCAUCUAAUUAAUGUUAGGUGUACUCUUUACUUCUACCGGACCGGUCCAAUUAAUGCCGAUGAGUCCAUCAUCAUCUCACCUACAAUAUCUUCAUUCACCUACAGCAUAUCAUCCUUUCCGCAAUGGACGGCCUGACCUCCUACUAA
This is a messenger RNA of Hypoxylon trugodes, 1935 nucleotides long. Its product is annotated as Clr5 domain-containing protein. The transcript has 2 exons. NCBI's taxonomy places the organism in Eukaryota, Fungi, Ascomycota, Sordariomycetes, Xylariales, Hypoxylaceae. The coding region runs from base 291 to 1607 and encodes 438 amino acids. The record is from RefSeq and is a predicted model, not a curated record.